UCAACCCAGAAAAACGGCUUCGAGAUGAGCUUUCUUGCUCCCUCUGCCACAAAUAUUUUAUUGAGCCGAUGUCCAUACAUUGUGGGCACAGUUUUUGCAAGGUUUGUAUCUCUCAGUUCUGGGGGGAGCAACUGACAGUGUUUUUGUGCCCUCGAUGUGGAGAAAAAUCGCCUGCCAGAGAGUUAAGACCCAACAAGGACCUAGAGGUCAUCCUAGCGAUACAGAAGAAACUCGAAACGGUUGAAAGUGUCAGUGGGGAGAAAAUGUGCGAGAGACACCAAAAGGCGUUGACGCUCUUCUGCAAAGAUGAUGGAAAGCUGGUGUGUCCUGGCUGCACCGGAUCCGCGGACCACACAGCUCAUAUUUUGCUAUCAGCGGAAGAUGCUGCUGAAGAGUACAAACAACAACUGCAGAUCCACUUGCAAGUGCUGACGGAAGAGAGAAAAAAGGCCCUAGAUUUCCAAACAAAGGAAGAGAACAAAAACAAGGACUUUCUGGAAAUGAUAGAAGGUGAUUGUGCAAAAGAUUGUGUCUAAAUUUGAGGUGCAAAAGAUUGUGUCUAAAUUUGAGGAAGUGCAAAUAUUUCUGAAAGAACAAAAGAGAGCCAUGCUGAACAAGUUGGAUGAGCUUGUGAAGAAGCAAGAAGAAUAUGCCCUCAGGCUCUCUAGAGAGAUUUUUGUUUUUGACACAAUCAUCCAUGACAUGGAAGAGAAAUAUAAGCAGCCAGCAAGUAUAUUCCUCCAGGAUGUUGGUGAAACUUUGAGCAGAUGCAAGAUGUGGGAAUUUCAAGAGCCGCCAGAGGUUUCUUCUGAGCUGGAAGAGAAACUUUGUGCCAUCUCCAAAAACUAUCUUAUUCUGCAUGAGCAUGUGCAAGUAUUCAGAGAAACUUUCCCAGAAGAAGCAGCAGUGAAGUGGGUAAAAAUCACCUUCGAUCCAGAUACGGCUCACCCCAAACUCCAAGUAUAUGCUGAUCAGAAAAUUCUGAGAGAGGCAACUAGUUCUAAGGAAAGCUAUCCUCAGCGUUUUACUGCUGCUACCUGUGUGCUGGGCUGUGAAGGAUUCACUUCAGGGAGACAUUACUGGGAGGUGAAAGUACGAGAGGAGGCACAUUGGGCUGUGGGUGUAGCUAGAGAAUCUGUGGACAGGAAGGAAAAACUCGAACUAAAUCCAAAAGAAGGUAUAUGGGUUAUAAAGAAUGAAUACAAAGAAUUAAGAGCAGACAGUUGCUACUUAUACUCCAGUAUCCCUAAAAGGGUUGGUGUUUUUCUGGACUAUAGAUUACGCAGGGUGUUGUUCUUUGAUGCUGAUGACGGAAGGGCUCUGUACACUUUCCAUUCAGUCUCUUUGCAAGAUGAGAAAAUCCGUCCUUUCUUCUGGCUGCAGAAGCCAUGGGAUUGUAAAGCUGAGGCAUGUUACAUUGAGUUAUGUGCCUGAAAUCACGAGACCCAAAUGCAGUGCUGAUUUGUCAAUAUUAUAUGUAUUUUCAUUAUUUAAAAUUGUAUAUGAAAACAUUUUCAAUAAAGA
Messenger RNA from Eublepharis macularius, 1524 nucleotides. Its product is annotated as tripartite motif-containing protein 15-like. NCBI's taxonomy places the organism in Eukaryota, Metazoa, Chordata, Lepidosauria, Squamata, Eublepharidae. Gene Ontology annotation, molecular function: protein binding. The transcript is spliced from 7 exons. The record is from RefSeq and is a predicted model, not a curated record. The coding region runs from base 607 to 1434 and encodes 275 amino acids.